UUGGCCGACGCGCCGAUGCCAAGGCUUAUAUGCUCGGUAGUGUACUGUUGAGCACGGAGCUAAAGGGGAGCUGAGUGUGUCCUCUCGCGCGUUUUCGUUCGUCUCCUCCCCCCCCCCCAGAGUCAAUUUCUCGUAUUUUCUUUUCUACUUUUUAUUUUGUUUUUUUUUCUUUUCCUCCUUGUACGCAUUUAUUUCUCCGUGCAGCCAGAGAAAAAGAGGCCCCUCGUGCCCCGUGAAGGUGUGCUCGUGUGCAGCGGCUGUCUAGGCCCAGCGACGAAUGAGCCCCAGCCAACGCACCACGACAACAAAAACUAGGAGUCGCGGAGCAGCAAGUACACAUCCAGCUAAAUGAGGCUGAUGGAACCGCUUGGGGUCGAUCUGGAGGUAAUCGAGGUAUCGGCGCUCAAACGAUGGGCCGAUUUUCCGACGCAGCACCGAUUCAGCGAUUACUCGAGGGCCCUCGGCAAUGCGGCCCAAUACUCGGCCAGUCCGUUCCCGUGUCAGCCCCUGCUCAACAAUAAAAUCGCGUUAUGGACUGGGGAUUUGACGUCUCUGCGAGUCGACGCGAUCGUCAAUUCGACGAACGAGACUAUGGAUGACAACAGUCCUGUGUGCCAAAGAAUUUUUCAUCGCGCCGGGCCGGGCCUCACCAAAGAAAUUUACAACGAAAUCAAGGAGUGUAAAACCGGCGAGGUGAAGACGACGCAAGGCCACAAUUUGCCCGCUCGUUUCAUCAUCCACACCGUCGGACCCGUUUACAACAUUAAAUACCAGACCGCGGCGGAGAAUACGCUCCACUGUUGUUACAGGAAUAUUUUGCAAAAGGCUCGAGAAUUGGGACUACGAAGCGUCGCCUUGCCCGUCGUCAACUCCGUUCGCCGCAGUUACCCACCAGAAGCCGGAGCACACAUAGCCCUAAGGACGGUGCGCCGAUUUUUGGAGCAGUACAGCGAAUCGUUCGGCUGCGUGAUAUUCGUGCUCGAUCCACGGGACCUCGAGGUCUACCAGCUAUUGUUGCCGUUGUACUUUCCGAGGACCAUGGCUGAGGAGGACGACGCGUGCUGGCAGUUGCCGAGUGACGUCGGUGGAAUAGAUGGCGAGCCUCAGUUGCCCGACAGACAGAUUCGCAUCAUCGACAAUCCCCAGCACACUUUGCACGCCAAAAGUCGUAAAAAUUCUGGUGGACAGUGGCACGCGACGAAAAUAGUCGGUAAUUUACCAGAAAUAGCCUAG
This is a messenger RNA of Copidosoma floridanum, 1233 nucleotides long. RefSeq names its product ganglioside induced differentiation associated protein 2 (gene Gdap2). The record is from RefSeq and is a predicted model, not a curated record. NCBI's taxonomy places the organism in Eukaryota, Metazoa, Arthropoda, Insecta, Hymenoptera, Encyrtidae.